GACCACGACUCUGCCUUCCCUCGCCCGUCCACUCCAGCAAGCGCCCCAUUCGCGCUCGUUGCGCGUGCAUCCCUCGCGGGACCGACGCCUCUCCCUCUCCGCGCGCCGCCAUGUCGCUGUUCGCGCGCUCCUCGCUGCUCGCCCGCGCCGCCCCGCUGGCUCGCUCGAGCGUCAUCCGCAGCGUGCACCAGUCGGCGUGCCACCGGCCCCUGACGCAGCGUGUGCCCGCCAUCUCUUCUGCGCCGCAUGCGCUCCCGCUCAGCGCACGACUGCGCGUUGAGCCUCCUCUGCCGCCGUCCCCGGCACACCCGCGUCAUCGCACCCUGCAGAGUCUGGCGGCCACGCCUUCACAGGGCAGCAGCGAACGGCGGAGAUGGGCAUGGCUGCUGGUGCCCGUUGGCGCAGCCGGUCUGAUCGCCAUCUCUUCGCAGACGCUGCAGGCAGACGCCGGCGAGCGCGACACGUCGCACGAUGACCCAAAGGAGCCCUUCGCGCCCUCGAUCGAGGCCAUCGAGGCCGAGCCGCCGCGGAAUCCGAUCCUGCGCUUCUUCAGCAGCAUUGGCAACUUUCUGCACAUCUACAUCGUCGAGCCGCUCGGCACGGGAAAGCGCUUCCUCGUGCUGGUCUCGCUCUUCUUGCCUGUGCUUCUGACGCUGCCGAUGGUGUGGGUGGGUCGCCGCCGCGAGAAGGGCAAGGGUCGCAAGGGCCGACGGGUCCGGAAAGACGAGGAGGGGCAGAGAUGGGGCGCCCUGUGGUGGUAUGGCUUCCUGGUCCGGCAGAUGGAGCGCGCUGGUCCGACCUUCAUCAAGCUCGCACAAUGGGCUGGCUCGCGGCAAGACCUGUUUCCUGAGGAGCUCUGCACGCUGCUCGGCAAGCUGCACUCAAACGGCAAGCCGCACUCGUUCAAGUACACCAAGAAGGUCAUCGAGCGCGUCUUCAACCGGCCGUUCGACGAGAUCUUUGAGGAGUUCCCGCACGAGCCGCUCGGCAUCGGCGCCGUGGCCCAGGUCUACCGAGCCAAGCUCAAGCCGGACCUGCUGCCGCCUGCGUACCUCUCCGAGAAGCGCGACCGGCGUGCUGGCGGGGAGCUCUCGCGGCAGCUGGCUCUCAGCUACGACGACGACACAGCGCCGCCAGCCGUGCCCACAGCCUCGGUCGCGAUCAAGAUCCUGCACCCGCGCGUGCACCGCACCAUCAAUCGCGACAUCAAGAUCAUGUCCUUCUUCGCCAAGCUCAUCAACCUGCUGCCCGGCGCUGAGUGGCUGAGUUUCCCCGAGGAGGUCGAGGUCUUCGCCGAGAUGAUGUACUCGCAGCUCGACCUGCGCAACGAGGCCAACAACCUGCAGCGCUUCGAGGACAACUUCCGUUCGCGGCGUGCCGCACUGAGCUUCCCGCGCCCACUCAAGCAGUUCUCGACGCGCGAGCUGCUCAUUGAGGAGUUCGAGGACGCGCUGCCGCUCAAGCACUUCCUGGACAUGGGCGGCGGCGCCUUCGACCACCGCAUCGCCAACCUCGGUCUCGAUGCAUUCCUGAACAUGCUGCUCUUGGACAACUUCACGCACGCCGACCUGCACCCCGGCAACAUCAUGAUCAAGUUCUACAAGCCGACAGCGAGCUCCAUGCUGCGCGAUGCCUUCACGCGCAUUCUCUCGCGCUUCGACUCGGACUACGCGCGCGGCGCCGCCAAGGGCGCCCCCACGCCGGACCAGCAGGUGGACCAGGAUGUGGUGGACCGGCUCCGGCCGCUGCGGCACGACCCGGAGCAGUGGCUCGCUGAGCUUGAGAAGCUCGAUGCGCUGGGCUACCAGCCGGAGCUCGUCUUCAUCGACGCCGGCCUCACCGUCGAGCUCUCGCCCGUGAACCGGCGCAACUUCAUCGAGCUCUUCUCCGCCAUCGCGCAGUUCGACGGCGAGCUGGCAGGCCACCUGAUGGUCGAGCGCUGCCGCUCGCCCGACCUCGUCAAGGACGGCGACGUGUUCGCGCUCAAGAUGGAGAACCUCGUGGCCAGCGUCAAGAAGCAGAGCUUCUCCCUCGCCAACAUCCGCAUCGGCGAUGUGCUGGCGCAGGUGCUGAACAACGUGCGCGAGCACCAGGUCAAGAUGGAGCCCGACUUUGUCAACACCGUCAUUUCGAUUCUGCUGCUCGAGGGCAUCGGCCGCACGCUCGACGGCAACAUGGACCUGUUCAAGAGCGCACUGCCCAUUCUGCGCAGCCUCGGCAAGGAGCUGGCGCUGCACGGCGACGGCACCGGCGGCAGCUUCCACAUCAGCGACCUCAAGCAGAUGGGCCCGAUGCUCAAGAUGUGGUUCCUGCUCGAGGCUCGCUCCUGGGUCACGGCCGUCGCCGACCCGUCCGUGGUCAACGGCUUUACGCGCUACGGCUGGCUCUCCGGCGACUGAGACACUGGCACGCCUCACGACUUUUCCAUCAGCACCCCGGGCGACUGAGCGCAGCGAUAGACGUCGAGACUGGAAGCAUGCAUGUCAUGAGUGCAGAGCGC
This is a messenger RNA of Tilletiopsis washingtonensis, 2500 nucleotides long. Its product is annotated as ABC1-domain-containing protein. Gene Ontology annotation, cellular component: mitochondrion. The record is from RefSeq and is a predicted model, not a curated record. The transcript is spliced from 6 exons. The coding region runs from base 111 to 2399 and encodes 762 amino acids. NCBI's taxonomy places the organism in Eukaryota, Fungi, Basidiomycota, Exobasidiomycetes, Entylomatales.